Molecule: messenger RNA, 2175 nt
Organism: Lactuca virosa
Lineage: Eukaryota; Viridiplantae; Streptophyta; Magnoliopsida; Asterales; Asteraceae
Source: the annotation of a GenBank genome assembly
AUGACAUCUAAAAAUUCGACUUCACCAUCGGUGGGAUCAACCUCCAUCGGUGCUCAUAAACGGAACUCAGAUGAUAUUGGUUGGGAAUAUGGUUUUUGCCCGGAUAAAAACAAGAUGGAUACAGUGAAAUGUAACUUGUGUGGAAAAGUGUUUACCGGGGGGGUUACUAGAUUGAAACAACAUAUUGGUCAUGUGAUGGGAAAUGUUAGUCGAUGUCCAAACUCUACAAAAGAUGAUCAAUUGAAAAUGCGAAAUUUUCUCAACGAAGGGAAAAUAAAAAAGAAAGCUAAACACGCACAUGACGAGGCCUUAAGAGCGGAAGCAGCACAAGUGUUAAAUGAUAGUGUUGAAAUGGAUGAAGUAGAAGAUUCUUUGGGGUUGAAAGCACCAAAUAUUAUAGGACCCAUGGAUGGAUAUGCAAACAAAAUAAACCCCGAAAUUAUGAAGGGAAAGGGAAAAAAAGUUGAUCUUAACGAUGUUGUUCGGAAAGAAAGAAUUUUAGCGUGUCAUAAUUUCAUUAGUAGGUGGGCAUAUAAAACUGCAAUUCCUUUUCAUGCAUUGGAAGAUGAUAGCUUCAAAAUGAUGUUGGAGGUUGUUGGACAAUUUGGAACAGGGCUCCCACCUCCUACCAGGUAUUCUUUGAGUGACCCACUCCUAAAGCAUGAGGUUGAAAGAACAAAAAAAUUGUUGAAAAAAAAUGAAGAAGAAUGGAAAGAGAUUGGAUGCUCGAUCAUGACGGAUGCUUGGUCCGAUAGAAAGAGAAGGAGCAUUAUGAAUUUAUGUGUAAAUUCAAAAAUGGUUGGUCCCGAUCAUGUUGUUCAAGUUGUAACCGAUAAUGCCACGGAUAACAUGGGAGCUGCAAAGUUACUACAAGAGAAAAGACCAACUAUUUUUUGGACAUCAUGUGCGACACACACAAUUAACCUUAUGCUCGAAGGUAUCGGUGGACUUCCAAGGUUUAAGAAAGUCUUAGAUCAAGCAAAGAAAUUAACCAUCUUUAUUUAUGCUCACCACAAAACCUUGGCAAUGAUGAGAAACCACACCAAGAAAAGGGAAAUUAUCCGACCGGGAGUCACGAGAUUUGCUUCCGCCUUUCUAACAUUACAAAGUUUAUCCGAAAAGAAGGAGCAACUAAAAAAUAUGUUCUCUAGUAACGAGUGGGAGGAAUGCAAAUUUUCCAGUACCCCUAAAGGAAGAGCCUCAUAUAGAAUGGUGACAAGUCUCCAAUUUUGGGCCGGUGUGACACAAUGUUUAAAAGUGUUUUCUCCUUUGGUGAAAGUCCUUCGAAUGGUUGAUGUGGAUUGGAAGCCCUCAAUGGGGUUUGUUUAUGGUGAGCUUAAAGUAGCAAAAGAAGAAAUUAUGAAAGCUUUGGGUGGCAACGAGAAAGCUUACAAGCCUAUUAUAGAUAUCAUAAACAACAAGAUGAAAGGUAGGCUAGAUUCAAAAUUACAUUUGACGACCUAUCUUUUGAAUCCUUAUUACCAUUAUAAUGAUUCCCAACUCCAAUAUGAUCCCGACGUAAUGGAUGUGGUUCUUGAAUUUUUUGAUACAUUACUUUUUGGAGAUUUUGAGAUGCAAAGACAAGUCGUGAUGAUUGAUUUGCCAAAAUACAAGGAAAAAGUUGAUAGAUUUGGAGCAGAUCUUGCAAUUAAAGGUUGUAUGGUGAACAAUGCCGACUUUGAUCCGGCAAGAUGGUGGGGACUUUUUGGCGGCUCAACUCCUCAUUUGAAAAAAAUUGCAAUGAGGAUUCUUUCUUUAACUAGUAGCUCAUCGGGCUGUGAAAGAAAUUGGAGCACGUUUGAAGCGGUACAUACGAAGAAACGAAAUAGAUUGGAGACAAAUAGAUUGAACAAUCUUGUUUAUGUUCAAUUCAGUGCUAAUCUAAUGGAAAAAAACAAAAAGAGAAAAGAUAGGACUUUGGAAGUGCUUUUAGCAAAUGAUUCUCACUCGGCUCAAGAAUGGAUUAUAGAUGGAGAUGACGGUGAUGGAGAUGAAGUUGACCUCGAAUCAGUUAUGGAAGCGAUUGAUGAAGCUCUCAAGACUAAUGAUACUCAAGUACCCCAUAAAAGUUCAACAACGAGAGAACUUUACGAUGAAGAUUUCGAAUCCGAGAAUGAGGAGCAAGUGUUUGAAGAAGAUGAAUAUGAGUCGGAUGGAGUUAAAAUAGUGGAAUAA